AUGUCUUCAGGCCAAGAUCCCUUCCCGCCUGCAUUGACACCAACCGUCACUGAUUUUUAUGGGCUACAGUCAUGGAUAACAUACGCACUCAUUGGCUCCUGCUUCUCUUCACUCCUUGUCCCAGUCCUCAUCGCGUUAUUCUUCUUCUCCACAAGCGACAUCCGAGGUAGACCCAUCUUUAUCCUGAAUGUAAUGGCUUUACUCUUGGGCAUCGGCGAAGGCGUUGUCCUUGUCGUCCUACAGAUACAAAACAUAUUAUCGCCAGUCGUAAACUCGACAUCACCCGGGGGUGUUCUAACCUGGAUCCUGUUUUCGUUCUGGUCGCCGGCUUUCAUUGACUCGAUUUUGUACUUGCGUCUAUGGGCCGUUUAUCCACCCACGCUGACGUCACGAGUGGUUCGAUGUAUAAUUCUGGGGACGCCUGUUGUUUCCAAGAUGGCCAGAUUUGUCGUCUUGUCCGUGGCAACGGCUGGGUGGGCCCAUCGUACAAGGGUUAUCGGGACGUUCCUCGCCGGACUAGAGCUUUGGCCGUAUGCUAGGGUGGUUUGGUGCUUCCAGCUGUUUGAUAACGUAUAUAUGUCAGCUUUGUUCAUAUAUCAACUCCGUCACCAAAUGCACUCCGACCCUCCAAUAUUUCAGCAUCGCAACCCCUUCACCUCUCGCCUACGCAUGCUAUUCAUCAUCUCUGUAUCGAACUUCGUCGUCCCCUGUUUAUUUAGCACCGCCCAAAUCGUCAUUGCUUCAACAGACAUAGACGCAACCAACCUCGCUCUCUUCCUUACAUCCACAUAUCUCUCCAUAUCCAACAAUUUCGUCACUAUCGUCGGCGUUGUGUUCGCUACCAUAUGGUCAACAGGAUCGACUUGGAUAGGCAGCAACAGCAAUGCUGGCACGACGAUGUCUGCUACUCUGCCUAGUUGGGUAGCGAAUGGUUCCCAAUCUGUGACGACGAUACAUACUUUACCACCACCACUGCCUGCCCAGGGUGGCCCCCGUUCUCCUUCGUCAUCCUUCCAAAUAGGUUGGCGCAGUACAUUAGACCUGUCUCAAGGCGAAGUACUAGACAGUCCUAUCACGGAUGCUAAAAUCAAGCGAUUCGGCUUCAUCUGGUCCUCCGGUACCACCCUUUGCUUUCCGCCAGCAUAA
Pleurotus ostreatus (oyster mushroom) is the source of this 1146-nucleotide messenger RNA. RefSeq lists its product as uncharacterized. Lineage: Eukaryota; Fungi; Basidiomycota; Agaricomycetes; Agaricales; Pleurotaceae. The record is from RefSeq and is a predicted model, not a curated record. The transcript is spliced from 4 exons. The coding region runs from base 1 to 1146 and encodes 381 amino acids.